Eimeria mitis is the source of this 1671-nucleotide messenger RNA. Its product is annotated as TCP-1/cpn60 family chaperonin, putative. Lineage: Eukaryota; Apicomplexa; Conoidasida; Eucoccidiorida; Eimeriidae. Bases 1 to 1671 code for a protein of 556 amino acids. Gene Ontology annotation, cellular component: chaperonin-containing T-complex. Gene Ontology annotation, biological process: protein folding. Gene Ontology annotation, molecular function: ATP binding; ATP hydrolysis activity; ATP-dependent protein folding chaperone. The record is from RefSeq and is a predicted model, not a curated record. The transcript has 13 exons.
AUGUUCGCCGCGCGUCACGGCCUGGGGGCCCUCCUGAAGGAUGGCUACCGCACGUUCACUGGCAUCGAUGAGGUGACGGCCAAAAAUAUCGAGGCCUGCAAAACCCUCACAGACAUUCUAAAGACCUCUCUCGGCCCCUACGGGCUGAGCAAGUUGGUGGUGAAUGCCUGGGGAAAGCGCUCAGUGACAAAUGACACCGCCGCGAUCCUCAGAGACCUCGAAGUGCAGCACCCCGCAGCAAAGCUGCUGGUGAUGGCUGCUGAAAUGCAGAAACAAGAAAUGGGCGGCGGCUGCAACUUCCUCCUUAUCCUCGCUGGCUACCUCCUGACGAAUGCAGACUACUUGCUGCGUCAGGGGCUGCAUCUGAGUGACGUCAUUCAAGGGUAUGAACUCGCGCUAGACAACAUUCCGGCAAUCCUAGAGGAAGCGGCCUGCCACUCCAUCACCAACCUCAAGGAUGCAAAGCAGCUCGAGCCAGUGCUGAAGACCGUCUUGAACAGCAAGCCGCUGUGUAUAGAGGCGGGGCUCUCUGGGCUGCUGGCCUCUGCAAUUUCUGCGGUGAUGCCCCCAAAUUUCGAGGACUUCGACCCCGACAACAUUCGGGUCGCGAAGCUGCAGGGCGGUCGUCUCAGCCUCUCCACAGUGGUCAACGGAAUGGUUAUCAUUAAGCCCCCUCACGGCACUGUUGAGUCGAAGGGGAACUGCAAGGUGAUGGUGCUCGGCUGCGGCCUCGAGUGCGCCACCACAGAGGCCAAGGGAACUGUUCUUAUUCACAACGCCGAAGAGCUGAAGAACUUCACCAAGGGAGAGGAGGCCCAGAUGGAGGAAAUCAUCAAGGGCAUCAAGAAUGCCGGCGUCGAGGCGAUAAUUGUGCACGGAGGUGGCAUCGCUGACAUAGCGCAGCAUUUCUGCAACAAAUACGAAAUUCUUACUAUUAAGGUGCCGUCCAAGUUUGAAACUCGUCGUCUUUGCAGGGCCCUCGGCGCGACAGCCCUCGUUCGCCUGGGUGUGCCCAUGGCUGACGAGUUGGGGGUGGCGGAGUCGAUUAAAACGAUCGAAAUCUCGAGCACCAAAGUUACCCAGAUCCUUUGCAGAGACACCCGCGUGCAGACAGUCGUGCUCCGUGGGUCGACCCCCUGCAUCCUGGACGAGGCGGAGAAGGCCGUGGACGACGCCUGCGCCUUCGCGAAGGCCCUCACCAAAGAUAGACGCUUCGUCGCAGGUGCUGGAGCAGCGGAAAUGGAAGUCGCCAGAAAGCUGCAGGCUGUGGCGGAGAAGCUGCCUGGCGUAGAGCAAUACGCCGUCCUGAAGGCUGCCGAAGCCUUUGAAGCCAUUCCCAGACUCCUGGCGGAAAGCGCUGGCCUGAAUGCCACAGAGGUCCUGUCUGCACUGCAUGCCGCGCAUUCAACAGGGCGCGUGCUGGAGGGAGUAAACAUAGAAGCCUUUGUGAGUGCAGUGGCUUCCGGCCGGGGAGCCUCAGGCAGCUCCAAAGUGAAUAUGACAGUUGAUGCGAAGGCAGCGGGCAUUCUGGACCACAUGCAAACAAAGGCUUGGGCUACCCGCCUGGCAUUCGACGCAGCAAUCACCACUCUACGCGUUGACCACAUCAUCAUGGCGAGACCGGCAGGCGGCCCCGCUCCACGCGCCCCUGGAGCUCCUGAUGCAGACUGA